Messenger RNA from Monosiga brevicollis MX1, 1977 nucleotides. RefSeq lists its product as uncharacterized. Gene Ontology annotation, biological process: cilium organization. Bases 1 to 1977 code for a protein of 658 amino acids. The transcript has 14 exons. Lineage: Eukaryota; Choanoflagellata; Craspedida; Salpingoecidae. The record is from RefSeq and is a predicted model, not a curated record.
AUGGCCUCAAGCCCCACCACUUCAUUUCGCGGUCGUACACUCAGUGCAACGGAAGCCACCGGCCCUACACCACCUGCUGGCUCAGUUCGGGCUUCCAGUGGACGUCGCCGCGUCAUGCCACGUGCUCCGCGUCGCAGCACAAGUGCCAAGGAGGACCGCGUAUCCACCGCUACCCUUGAUGAGGACGUCAAAUGGAGUCAAGUUCAGGCCGUGCUCAAUGAGCUCGAGCCUGAUAUGGAUCGUGACGCUCUGCUGAAUCUACUGUUGUCCCUCGACUCUCAGCUCAACAAGCCUUUUCGGAGCGGAAAGCGCAAUGCAGCAUUGUUGCGCAGCCUGUAUCGCUUACUUGACUCGACCGAUGCCAUCACCUUGGUUCGAGUUCUCAAGCUCGUCCUUCGCGUAACGCAAAAAGGCGCUACUUUGAGCAAUGCGUGCAAGCUAUUUUUCAAGCUGAGCCGCGAUGAAACCAACGACGCCACCUUCAAAGCCGAAGGCGUCAUGGAUAUUCUUGUGGGCAUUCUGAAGCAGGCAGACAUUCAGGCCAACUGUGAUGCCCUGGUAUACUGCUGUGGGGCCUGCAAAAACUUUACCAGCAACAGCGACGAGGCCCAAGUCUUGCUUAGCAGCGCAGGAUUUGUGGCAAGCGUAUUGGGGCAUCUUCGCGCUUGCGCUCAUCAGGCGACACCCACGAAAGAGAUGAUUAACUUUAUGGUGCAGUCCACUGCCGUACUGCGCAACUUGGCUGUCAAUACCAACCUGCUGACCGGUUUAGUAGACUCGGCAAUGAUUGAGGUUCUGGCCGAGGUGCUGCACGCCUUCUUGGGCGAGAAGGAUGUGGUACUGAACAUUGUUCGCGUCUACGGCAAAACCACGCUUCAACGCAAAGGACGUGAGCAACUGCCGACGACCGUUGCCAGCGAUCUCAUGACGCUGGCAUCCAACUUCCAGCAGCAUCAGGCGAUGUGUGUCCGCAUCUUUUUUGUGCUUGGCAACAUGGCUGCAGGCGAUGAAGAAUUACGCCAACACAUCUUUGAGGCCACUGCCGACGGCACGGCUGUGUUGGGACAUCUGGUGGCGCACAGCCAGGUGUUGCUGACGAAAGCCCGGGACGGCGCCGCGCUUGACAAGGCGGGCAAGCCGUCGGAGCUUCAAGACGUGGUCAUUAAGAUUGUUCGAUUGCUGGCAAACCUGUGUAUUUCGGAAACAGCGGGCCCAGGACUGUUUCAAGACACUCGGUUGGACGUGCUGCUUGAGCUCUUGAGUGACGAUGUCUUGCAGGAACAAGAGGAGCUGGUCAUCAACCUGGCGGGGGCGAUCAACAAUUUGUCCUUCCAUGAUGUGCCCGACAACCGUGUGCUAGCGCUGCGCCAGGAGUUGGCGGAUGUGCUGACCCCUCAUCUUUUGAGCAGUCAGAUGGAUCUGGUGGUGGAAGUGGGCCGCGUCUUUGGCAACUUUAGCCAGCUGGCAUCUGUGCGGGAGCUCCUGGUGGAGCGGCGCGUGCACGAGCUCAUGGUGGUUCUCCUGAACCAUGAAAACCGGGAGGUGUCGUUUAUUGCUUGUGGAAUACUGAUGAAUUUGCUGACAGACGCGGAGACGCGAGCUGCAGUCGAGCCGUACGAGUUUGCGGAAAGCGUCCUCGAAGUCUUGGACCGUGCCCAGCAUACGGAUUGGCAGCUGGCCGGCACCUGCUGCAAAUGCGUCUGGAACUAUCUAGCUGGUUGGGAGAGCGAUGUCACCCCAACAACACGGCUGGAAGCCGACCACCUGCUCGAGUUGCACGAUUUCUUGGGCAGCUUACUUGAAGCACCGCCGUCCAGCGCUGCCGAGGGCUUGGACGUGUAUUCGAGUGAGUUUGAAGGCGUGGCCUCACACCUGCACGACGUCUGUGGUCAAAUGCUGGAAGCGGCCGGUAUCAACCCGGAUGCAAGUCAGGACAGUGUGGCCGACGAUGGUGAACAUGACCUCGAGCCCCUAUGA